Mytilus trossulus (common blue mussel) is the source of this 4018-nucleotide messenger RNA. Its product is annotated as GPI ethanolamine phosphate transferase 1-like. The record is from RefSeq and is a predicted model, not a curated record. The transcript is spliced from 30 exons. Gene Ontology annotation, molecular function: mannose-ethanolamine phosphotransferase activity. Bases 64 to 3015 code for a protein of 983 amino acids. Lineage: Eukaryota; Metazoa; Mollusca; Bivalvia; Mytilida; Mytilidae. Gene Ontology annotation, biological process: GPI anchor biosynthetic process. Gene Ontology annotation, cellular component: endoplasmic reticulum membrane.
UACCGGCACUGUUCUUUGCACUCAAAGUUUUCUCAAGUAGAUUAACAUGAUAUCUCUGAUACUAUGAACGGAAAAGAGAAACAUGGUCAACGCCCUCAUUAUCUAUCAGAAAAGAAUGUAGAAAUGCCAAAAGACACGAAGAAAAACGUUCACCAAAGUUCAAAUCAAAUAUUUUUGAUGAAUACAGAUACAAUAUGUUUGGUACUGGCUGGAUUGUUUACCCACUUGGUGUUUUUUUACUCAAUAUUUGAUAUUUACUUCACAUCACCUCUGGUUCAUGGAAUGACUACACAUGUAUCCCCUCUGAAACCUGCUGCCAACCGUCUUGUUCUAUUUUCUGCAGAUGGUUUAAGAGCUGAUAAGUUUUUUGGACUAGAUAAAAAUGGACUUUCAAGAGCACCUUACCUUAGGAAUAUAAUACAGAAGCAUGGUGCCUGGGGUGUUUCUCACACUAGAGUACCUACAGAAUCCAGACCUGGCCAUGUAGCACUUAUUGCUGGCUUUUAUGAAGAUGUUAGUGCUGUUGCCAAAGGUUGGAAAGAAAACCCAGUAGAAUUUGAUUCAGUUUUUAAUCAGAGUAGAAACACUUGGUCUUGGGGCAGCCCUGAUAUCUUACCAAUGUUUGCAAAAGGAGCCAGUGGUGACCAUGUAUUUACAGAGAUGUAUACAUCAGAUGAGGAAGAUUUUGCAGCAUCCCACGCUUCUGACCUUGACACAUGGGUAUUUGAUAAAGUUAAGGCCUUCUUUGAAAGAGCUAAAUUAGACAGAGAUUUGUAUGAAAAAUUACAGAAAGAUAAAAUUGUAUUCUUUCUACAUUUGCUUGGUAUAGACACUAAUGGACACUCACACAAACCACACUCAGAGGUGUAUUUAAAGAAUAUAGAGCUUGUUGAUACAGGAAUAAAAGAAAUGGUGAAGCUGUUUGAUGAUUUUUAUAAAAGAGAUAGUAAAACUACAUAUAUAAUGUCAUCAGACCAUGGCAUGACAAAUUGGGGAUCUCAUGGAGCAGGGAAUCCACAUGAAACAUUAACUCCUGUAGUGGCAUGGGGAGCUGGUAUCAGAGAACCCCUAGAAUCCACAAAUCAAGAUACUUACCCUGAUUCAUAUUCUGAAGAAUGGAAAUUACAAGAUAUAAAGAGGACUGAUGUUAACCAGGCAGAUAUAGCCCCAUUGAUGUCAUCAGUUAUAGGAAUACCUUAUCCUAUGAACUCUGUUGGUACACUUCCAUUAAGUUUCCUCAACAGUUCAGAUUUUGAGAAAGCUGAGAGCAUAUUUGCAAAUGCACAACAAGUUUUGGAGCAAUAUCAGGUUAAAAUGGAUCAGAUGAAGUCAACAACUUUAUCAGUUGCAUUCAGGCCAUUCAGUAAACUACUGCCAAGUAUUCAGAAAGACAGAACAAGAAACAUCAGAAACUUAAUCAACAGUGGACAAUAUCAAUUAGCUAUUACUGAAUCUCAAACAUUGAUAGAGCUUGGUUUAGAAGGAUUGAAUUACUAUCAUGGAUAUGAUAGAUUCUUUUUGGGUCUAAGUAUUGUAUUUGGAUUCAUUGGUUGGAUGAUCUACACUCUGACCUUAGUAGUGAGGGAUCACUCUGGGUUGUUCAAUGCAACAACAAAGCUUGAGAAGUUGUCACAACCAGUAUGGUUACAAGAUAAACCAAUAAAACUGGUGUUUGCUAUAUUUGGGGUAGCUGUUAUUGUUCUUUUAAAAGUUCAGUCACUUCCAUUUACAUAUUAUAUGUAUUGUUUGAUACCAGUGGUUUUGUGGAUGUUUGUUGCUCUUAGAUUGACAGUUUUCAAGCAGUUAUUUAAAAAGUUAGAUCUUGCCAAGAAUAUAAAGACAACACUUUUAGCAGUUGUUCCACCUGUAUUAGGGUUAGAAAUACUGGUAAUGGGUUUCUUUAGAAGAGAAUUGCUAUCUGUUGGUUUGGUUAUGAUAGCGAUAUGGCCUUUGAUUACAGCCAAAAGUAUAUGGAAAGAUAAGAUAACAGCAGCUGGUUGGAUCAUCUCAUGCCUGUUGCUAUCUGUAUUUCCAUUAGCUCCAGUUGUUGGAAGGCAAAUAAAUUACAUUUAUGUAAAAACAAGUGGAGUAUUUGUUGUUGUAUCAGCCUUAUAUUUGAUUUCCUUGUUAAAGAAAAGCCAUGAAGGGAAGAAAGAUAGAAAAUUCAGAAAUCAGUAUAUUUUUCUAGUUAACAUUAUUCAGGUUGUAGUCAUUGGUUUAGCCACAUAUAAUGUAUGGGCAGUGUCAAGUAGUAUUGCCAGAAGUCAAGGUCUUCCAUUUGUUAGCCAGUUAAUUAGCUAUGUCAUAUUAGUGUUUUCAAUGAUUUCCCCAUUCCUUGGAGGGACGUCAGUGAUACACAGAUUGUUUACCAUAACCUUAGCAUUAUUUCCUCCAUAUUUACUGCUAAGUAUAUCAUACAGAUAUGAAGAUUUAUUUUUUAUAACUUUAACAGCAGUUUUAUAUUUCUGGAUGAAGUUAGAGAUAAAUUUGAACGAUAAAAAAGUCUGUUUAGAAGAUUGUGAUUUUGUUGUAUCAAGUAAUAAUCAGCAACACAGAAGUAUAAACACUGAAGAUAUACGAAGAGCAUUCUAUUAUAUAUUUUUUAUACUAGUAGCAUUUUUUGGAACAGGAAACAUAGCAAGUAUAAACAGUUUUGAACCAGCCUCAGUGUAUUGUUUUGUUACAAAGUUUGAUCCAUUUGUGAUGGGUUCUCUCAUGAUGUUAAAGAAUGUACUACCAUUUGUUUUGGUUAGUUGUGUUUUCCAUGCCAUACAUGUAUUAACAGCCAUUCCAACCAAAGCUUUGUUCCUGAUAGUCCUCAUUAUGUCAGAUUUCAUGGCAUUAAAUUUUUUUUUCUUGGUUAGAGACUAUGGUAGUUGGUUAGAGAUUGGAACAAGUAUCAGCCAUUAUGUGAUAGUGAUGUGUAUGAUUAUAUUUCUCAUGGUACUUUUUGUAUUAUCUCAUGCUUUGACAACUGUCUCAGUUCUCCCUAGGAUAAAACAAAGUAGAGAGUGAGUUAUAUGUCAGCAUUGUUUUAGAUAAUCCUGCAUGUCUGUGGAGAAAGAAAAAAACAGUAUUAUCUAUUCUAGUCUUAGUAUACUUGUUUGUUUGACUAAUGUCUUCCUUCCAUGACAUUCUGAUUGUUUUUGUUAAAUGAUUUUUAAAGUUUUUAUGAAAUCAGAGACAAUCAGAAGAGACUGUAAUUUUUUGAUAUGAUAAUUAUUGAAUUAGUAUUAUUUGUCAUUAUUUUGUAUGUAACCUUUAAUAUUCCUAACUUUUAAAAAAUUUAUUUGAAUUAUGAUUCUCAUAUACUAUUCAUUAUCCAUAAUUCUCAAAUUUAAAUAAUGCAUUAUCCAUACCAUAAGAAAUGAUUAUACUUUUAUUUUAGGUUAGAUCAUUUUUCACUCAUUGCCACACCUUGAAAUUACUCACAUCAUUUUUUCAUUGAACGACCAAGAUAUAAGGAUAAGGUACUGGUAUUGUGUGAAGUGGGUCUCAUUGGGGUCUAAGGGUGACAUGGGAUUGCUGAUUUUUUGUAAGCGGGAAAUGUGAAAUUCAAAUUAUUGUGUCAUGAAAAUGAGAAAUGAGGUCUUGUGGGACCCGGGAAAUGACAAAAAAAUAAGAAUUGCUUACGUACAUAGUGUAAGCGGGAUACAGGAAUCUGACAAAACAGUAAGCGGGAUCGGGGAUCGGAACCCCCCAAUGAGACCCCCUUUGAACUGAUGCUGGAAAUCUAAUAAAAAGGAAUUUCUUUUUAAGAUUGCAGCAACAGACAACAAAAGCUCAAAAGUUGUACAAAUAUCACAAUUUUAUGGAAAUUAUAUUGCAAUCUCUUUUUACAUUUAUUUUUAUAGAGUAGGAUGUCAAUAUGUUAUGUGGUCUCAAACGCCAGCUCAGAAUGGAGAUCAACAUGUUUACAUUGCUUCCAAUUAUUAUUUAGAAAAUGUUCAAUGUUGGCAAUGAAUAUAUGAAAUGAUAAAUUCAUAUCAGUAUGCAUAAUAUCACAACAGUAUUUGAU